AUGGCGACCCUCGCCUCCACUCCCCUGCUCUAUACGGCGAAUUCAUUCAGCGAUUGGUCGAAGCGGGUGGUGGACUGCUUCUUUGUGAAGAAGGGUGGCGGGAGGCAGCGCCUGGUGCAUGACGAGGAAUCUUUCGGUCAGCCCGUCUUUAUCGGCCAGGUCGACAUAAAAGACGCUUUCUAUCACAUGGAGCUUCCGGCAGGGCUCCGGCAGUUCUUCGGGCUGCGAAAAGUUCGGGCCUCGUGGGUGGGCAUCUCUCAUCUUCGGGGCGUCCGGGUGUCCCCGGGGACCUGGGUCACCCCUCGGAUGCGAGCCCUGCCCAUGGGCUGGUCUUGGGCCCUGUGGUGGUGCCAGUACGUUGAUAACUAUGUUGUGUUUUCGACGAGCGAGGCGGUGGUCCGCGAGCGCUUGGCAGGAGUGUCUCGAACCCUCGAGGCCCGCGGGCUGCCUCUGCAUAAAGACUCUGUCUCGUGCGGUCGGGAUGUCGUGCUGGGGUGGGAGAUCGACUGCCUUCGGCGCACCUUCCGCCCGACCCCCGAGCGCGUCUGGAAGGCUCGACUCGCCAUUCGGGGUCUUUUGGCGCGGGCCUCGGUCUCUGGAGGGGACCUGGAGCGCCUCCUGGGCCAUCUGUGUUUCAUCGGCCUGUGUAGGCGAGAGUCGCUCAGCGUUUUCAAAUAUUGUUACAGGUUCUGUGAGGCCGCGCGGAGAUGCCCAGCCCGGGGGCCUCGGGCCCUCUGGGCCUCAGCGCGGAAGGAGCUCGACACCUGGGACCGUAUCGCCCCGCUCAUCUGGGUCAACACUUCAGCAGGUACCUGUCCCGACGUCGUUGUGGUGGACGCAUCGCCGUGGGGCCUUGGGGCCGUUUGGGGGCGACCGCCGGUGGCCCUGGUCAAGGAGGCCUGCCGACACUCGGAGCGAGCUGGGGCUAGGGAGGCGGCCCGUGAGGGGCUGCCACCCCGAGAGCGAGCUUUCGCCGCGGCCGCUGCGCAGCUGCACGGGGGUGAAGGGGAGGCCGACGGGCGGAUCCUGAUGGAGCACGUGCGGCCCCAGACUGGGCGAGGCCGGCCCGAAAGCGAGUUCGACCGCCGACACCGGGAGCCGUUCGAGGACGUCCCCUUGGACCUCUUGAGGGCCCCCUGGAAGGUGUGCGGGAGGCAGAAGUGGAGACGGCCCUCGGGGUCUAUGCCGGCCCUGGAAGCGGAGGCGCUGUUGUACGGGGUCCGCCACCUCCUGAGGUCCGUCGCCAACUUGGGCUCGAGGCUGCUCGUGAUAGGGGACUCGAUCUCCGCCUCCCUGGCCGCCGCGAAGGGGCGGUCCUCCUCCGAAGGCAUGCUCUCGGUGACCCGCCGGCUGGGCGCCCUGCUGCUGGGGACCGGCAGCCUCUUGCGGUCGCGCUGGAUCGCGUCGGAGCUCAACCCUGCGGACGGGCCGUCUCGCGGGCGCCCGGCGCCGAGCGAUCCGCUUGCCGGCCUGCGGCGCGAGCUCGCAGCCGCCGCCGGCGAGGGCCGUGAGGCUGGCGCGCGGCAGGUGCGGGCUGGGCGCGCUGCCGAGCUGGCUGCUGGGCGGGCCAUGGAGGCCCGGACGGGUGUGCUUCGGAGGGCCUCGGUAUCGGCGAAGACUCAGGCCCAGUACUCUCUCUACCUGGCCGCCCUGCGCAGGUUCUCCCACUCCCGCGGGGGCCGCCCGAUCACCAGAAAGGAGAGGGACAUCUCCACCGCGGGCUGGAUGGAGAUCAUGUUCAGGAGAGGCGGCUCGCUGAGCGCGGGCGAGGAGCUCCUGGCGUCGGUGCAGUGGGCCAGGCCCCGCCUCAGCGGGCGGGGGGACAGGCGGAUGCCCAUCUGCCGGCAAUGCCCGCGGGGCCAGUGCCGAGCUGCCCCGGCGGGAGGCCGCCUGCCCCUGCCCCACGACGUGGUAGCGCUGCUGGCGAGCGGGAUGUACCGCCAGAGGCUGCGACCCCACUCGCUGGCGGGCCUCAGGAUGAUGGAGCUGCUCUUGCGCCCGGGGGAGCCACUCCUGCUACGGUGCCGCGCCGUGGCGGCGGGAGCCCUCAGCGGAGCCCGCGUGAGGACCCCCACAUCGGUGCUGCUCCACCUGAUCGGGAUGCGGACCCCGCCCCAGAGCUGGGAGUUCUGCCAGGCGAUCGUCGUCGACCUCGACCGGCAGGCGGCGCUCGCGGGCGUCCUGGUGCAGCUGGUGCUGGCGCGCAGCGCGGGACCCUGGCGGGAGCUCUCGCCCUGCGCCCUGCGUCGGGCCCUGGACGAGGCCGCCGCUGCCUGGCGCCUGGGGCCCCUCGGGCUGCUCGGCGCCUACCGCUUCGGGCACACGGGGGCGAGCGUCGCCUCCGCGACCGGCGCCCGGCGGCUGGUCAAGCUCCAGCGCUGCGAGCGGUGGCGGUCAACCCUGAGCCUCCGGCGCUACUGGCAGGGGGGGCGCCUGGCCGACCUCUCGCGCCGCCUGCCGCCCGACGUGCAGCGGGCGGCAGGCGCCAUCUUCGGGCCGCUGAGGGCGCCGACCAUCGCCGUGUUCCUCGAGCUGUUCGCGGGCUCGGGCCACCUGUCCGACGCCGUGGGGCGGGGGAACGUCCCCACCCUGCGCUGGGACAUCUUGCACGGCCCCGCCUACGACCUGCGCGACCCCAGGAACGCCCGCCUCAUUCGGGGCUGGAUUCGGGCGGGGCUCGUCUGCGGCCUGCAUGCUGGUUUUCCCUGCGAGACCUUCUCGCGGGCACGGGGCCGCCCCAACGGCCCACCCCGCCUCAGGUCGCAGGAGCACGUCUGGGGGCUGCCCAGUCUCCCCAUCGAGGGCGUCGACUUCCAGAAAAGAAAGUGGGGCAACCUGUACGCGCGGCUCACGAUAUCGUUCUGCGUGCUGUGCUGCCAGUGUUUCGUCCCGUGGACCCUGGAGAACCCCGCGCUGAGCUACGCGCGGCAGCUGCCGCCAAUGCUUGCCCUGCUCCGUCGCCCGCAGGUCACGUCCCAGGUGAUCGA
Messenger RNA from Prorocentrum cordatum, 2987 nucleotides. Lineage: Eukaryota; Dinophyceae; Prorocentrales; Prorocentraceae. The record is from the annotation of a GenBank genome assembly.